UAUAAAAGCUAGCCGUUAUGACUCGUAACAACUAUAUGGUGAAUUCUAACUCUCAGAGAUUUGAGUUUUUUGGCUUAAGUUAUCAAAACACACAUGGACAAGUCUCUAAAACCACAGAAUAGUUAUUAGUUUUAUAUGUAUUGAAUUAAUCUUGCAAAAUGUUCGAGAUUGGCAUGCCAUCCCCUGGAAUAUUGGGAUGCAUGGAAUCCGAGAUAAAAAAAAUAUCAAUAUGCUUUAAUGGUCACGUGUAUUGCAGUAUAUGGGUACCGGUGUACCACUGACACAGCAAGUUACUAGGUACGUGUAAGAAUUACAUGCAUGACUCUGCUUGUCUAGAACAGUGGACGUAUCGUGUGUCUUUCAAGAUUCGAUUUGAAUAACAUAAAAGUUUAGUUAAUUAGCUAAGAUAUAUUCUCCUUUUCUUUUUUUUUUUUUUGGGUGUAAAUAUUCUCCUUUUCUUAUCAUCAAAGAUAUAUUAUCUCUUUCUUUUUGGAUAACCAUACUGUCUUCCCUUCUUUUUGGUCGGUUUUGGAUGUCGAUAAAAUGUUUGUUCUUUUUUCAUGGAAUUAAUACAACAAUAUAGUUUAUUUAUCACUGAUUUGGCUGAAUAAAGGGACUAGUUUUACUUUACCACAUGUAGAAUGGUACCGUCUCAUGGAAAAGAAUGGAACCAAUGGUAAGCAAAGAAACAAAAGAAAAUAUGAAAGAGGGAGUUCCAGAAGCAGAUAAUCUCUUAAGUAACAAAGAUAAAACAAAAGAAGAAGAAGAGGAGGAGGGAGGUAAUGGUGGGAUUUUGAACAAUCUGAUAUCCAACUUGAUGGGUGCAACAACAACAACAACAGCAGUAGAUGAAAAAUCUGGUGAAAAUACUCAGAAAUCUGAAUGUGAGGAUGAAGAUGAGAAGAAGAAAGAGGGUUCAGGAGCUGGUAUCUUAGAAAAGAUCAUUUCUCAUCUGCCAGAAGAUGCAGUUCCAACGACAGAGGAAGCAUCCAUUCUGAUCCACUCUGUGAUUGACUGAAGAAGACUUAAACCACAAGUCAUUUUCAUCGUUGUUGUUGUUGUUUAUGUGACUUGUGAUUUUGUUAUUUCUCUUCACAAACUCUUUGUUUUCCUAUCGGAAUCUUUUCAAGGCUAACGUUGAAGCCAUCAUCGUUUUGUCUAUUUUCUUAGCUCUAUAUUUAAAAAUAAUAAAUAAAAAAGUCUGUAGUUAGAUC
This is a messenger RNA of Brassica napus (rape), 1214 nucleotides long. RefSeq lists its product as uncharacterized. The transcript has 2 exons. The coding region runs from base 665 to 1018 and encodes 117 amino acids. The record is from RefSeq and is a predicted model, not a curated record. Lineage: Eukaryota; Viridiplantae; Streptophyta; Magnoliopsida; Brassicales; Brassicaceae.